GUAAAUCAUCUGGACACUGGGUCUCACUAUCGCCAAAUAUAUUUGGAGAUCGGCUUCGGCUACGGCUUGGCAGACAUUUUUUUCUUUCUACAAUUUUAAAUUAAAUUUAUUAGAAUAAAUGCUUCGAACACACGCGAUCUAAGUACCUUUUGUGUUUAUUAUACCUUACCUACCUAGGUAUAAAAAGAGUACUUACGUAGAUUUUCUUUUAUUAACUGUUUUAUACGAAGAUCUUGAUCUCUCAAAUUAGCAUCCAUUUUACUUCCAGUGAUUAUCAACUAAAUUAAUAAUCCACAAAGUAUUAAAUAACGUUUUUAUGAAAUAUUUAGCACAAAAACAAUACCCUUUAAAUAUCGAUCGUCAGUAACUGUGGCUGACUUACCUAUAUUCUAGCAAGCAGGACUGCCAGAUGUGAAGGGGAAAUCCCCAAUAAAUUGUUGCAUGUGACUGAUGAUGUGAGCAUGUUCGUUUCAUAAUAAAAAUGUUGCCAGGUAACCAAAAAGUCGUAUGUUUUUGUGCGAAUUACGAUCAUAAUCUUUACGAUCGUACAUUAAAAAAUAGACAAAUAAUAGUAUGAGUACGAUUUAAAUCGUAUAUCUGUCAACCCUGCUAGCAAGACAGCGACAAAAUCACGUUGCAUAACAAUGUAGCCCAAGCUUAUAUCUUAUGAAAUAUACGGAAGAGAUACGGACUUAGAAAAAACAGAAAUGUUGUUCUUUGUGGAAGUCAUUGAUGAAAUUCUAUGUAUUUUAGCCCGCAAACUUUCUUCAAACAAAAACAGCGCCAUCUAGUAUCGAGUUCUGUAAUUAUCUCUUUGUUUAUGGAUUUGAAGUAAGACCGCCACGCAUGCAAUACAUUAUGACUGGGGAUUCCCCUAUUCGUCGACGCUGAAUAUGAGGCGACGACAAUCACUGUCAAACGUGUUCACUAUUACUCUGACUCUGGUAACGUGACUUCCUGGUAACGUGUUAGGUAGGAAAAGCAGUAAAAAAGUGCAUAUUAAGGGAGCAGAUUUGAAAUAAUAUUUAUACUUAACAAGAAAUAAUUAAAGGUUCAAUGGGGAGACCUAAAGAUUUACGCAUAUGGGAGCACUACCGUACUUUACCAAACAAGUCUGUUUCUUGCAAGCUUUGUAAUAAGGUCUACAAAUUCAGUAAUGCUGCCAAAAUGCUUCAACAUCUUAUCACUUGUCCAAAAUCUCCAGAAACAUUAAAAGACUCUAUGAAACUUAUAAAAGAUAGCUCGUCCAAAACCAAAAUGUCUGGACUGUCAGAGAUAGAGACAAAUGAUUCUUUUAUAAGCCCCUCGUCGUCUGCUAACACUACAAUAAAUGCUGAGUUUCAAGACACCGAUGAUCAUAUAAAAACAGAAUUAGCGAGAGCUAUAUUUGUAACAGGGACGCCAUUAUCGAUGGUGCAACAUCCUUUAUGGAUACAAUUUUUCGAAAAAUUGCAACCAAAAUUUAAAAUACCUUCACGUAAAGCUUUAGCGACAAAAUACUUAGAUAAAAUAUAUAGAGAAAUGCGUUUUGAGUUAAAUGAGGAACUAAAUGCUUGUAGUUACUUACACCUUCAGUGCGAUGGCUGGUCUAAUUUAAGAAAUGAAGGAAUAAUAAACUUUCUUAUAUCAAAACCUCAACCUGCAUACGUUAAAAGUUUGAAUACAGAAAGUAAUCCUCACACUAGUGAAUACCUUAGCCAAGAAGUUGAAAAAGUAAUGAAAGUGUAUGGAGCAAAUAAGUUUCUUGUACUUAUUGGCGAUAACGCUAGAAAUAUACAAAAAGCAUUCGAAUUAACAAAACUCAAAUAUCCACAUGUUGUUCCUCUCGGUUGCUGUGCACAUAUCCUUAACUUGUUGUGCCAAGAUAUUGUAAAGAUACAAGAAGUAACUGUGUUUAUUAUGCAAGCCAUAAAUAUAAUAAAAACUGUUAAAAGGAGUCAACGAUUAAGUUCCUUGUUGAUAAAAUCAAGGCAGGGUGAAGAUUCUACACAAACACUAAAAUUGCCUUGUGCUACAAGAUGGGGAAGUCAUGUUACUUCGUUAAAAAGUUUGAAAGCAAAUAAGAUAGCUUUGCAAAUAUUAACAGUUAGAGAAGAUGUGGUAAUUUCAAGAGAUAUUAAAGAUUUAAUUCUAAGUGAUGAUUUCUGGACGAAGACAGGGGAAUGUAUAAGUAUUUUGGAACCAGUCACUGAAAGCAUAUUUUACUUAGAGAGCGACCAGAAUCGUUUGCAUCGCACAUACAUUACAUUUAGAGAUGUACAAGCUAAGAUACGUUUUGCAUUAAAUGAGAUUUCGACAUUGAGCGAAGAAAGCAAACAGCAGAUUCUAACAUCAGUAUCUUCAAGAUGCAAUAUGGCAAUGAGGCCAAUACAUUUUGCAGCAUAUAUUCUAGACCCCAGGACUCUAGGAGUCGAACUUACUCAAGAGGAAGAACUUAAGGGUAUGGAGUUUAUCUACAAUUUAAGCCAACACUUAAGUUUGUCAAAUGUAAUGGCAGAUUUGGCGUGUUAUAAAGCUAAAGAAAACUUUUGGGCCAGAGGAUUUGUAUGGAGCUCAUUAGAUAGCAUUGAGCCCCUAAUAUGGUGGAAAGGUAUUUGUGGUUCCACUGAGUUAAGCAAAGUAGCGAUUCGUAUUCUAUCAGCUCCCUGUACUUCGGCAGCCACUGAGCGUUCCUUUAGUAUCCAAGGCUACAUACAUAAUAACAAAAGAAAUCGACUUACAACUGAAAGAACUGAAAAAAUUUCAUUCAUUUGUUAUAACUGGAAUCUUAAACAUAAAGCUGAAUGCGAGGACAUUCAGUUUAAUGAAGAAAAUACCUUAGAAGCUUUCAUUGAGCAAGUAAAUGAACAUAACAGUUUAGACGAAAUAGAGCCUAUCGAACCUAUACAAUUCAUCGCUUGUAAUAACUCUGAAUCUGACAGUGAUUGACUGUAGUUUUACAUUUUACUUUCAUCUCUUUCUUAAUAAACUCAAAAUCAAAUUAAAAGUUUUUUAUUCUGUAGGCUGCAUAAUAAUAUUGUCUAUGUCCAGUAUAGUGGACGUCUUGCGGCUGAGAUGACGAUGAUGAAGUACAAAAUCAUAAACACCCAAAAAUUUGGGUGUUUAUGGGGUUUAAACCCAAUAAACCCAAAACACCCGGUUUUUACCCACCAGACUUUAAACCCACCCAGGUGGAUUGCCCAUC
Molecule: messenger RNA, 3184 nt
Organism: Galleria mellonella (greater wax moth)
Lineage: Eukaryota; Metazoa; Arthropoda; Insecta; Lepidoptera; Pyralidae
Exons: 2
Coding region: 1057-2928 (623 amino acids)
Molecular function (GO): protein dimerization activity; DNA binding
Source: RefSeq, a predicted model, not a curated record